AUGGAAGAAGAAACCCUGGAAUCUAGAAUGAUGGGUGCUAUGAUGAACGCCAUGAAUAGAGCCAUGGCCCAGCAACAAGAGUUCUUUAUGAAGCUUUUGGAGGACAGAGACGGUAAUACUCGUAAGCAUGAAGCAGUUGCCGAGAAUGUAACUAUGGGGGGGGGGUCUGGAGGUACGGGAAAUGUAAUCCCAACCCAGGAACUAGCAACGAUCGAGGCGAGGCAAAUGGGUAGAAUUUGCUCUUACAAGACCUUACUAUGUUGCAAGCCACCGGAAUUUAUGGGGUCGGACGAUCCCGUGGCAUGCAUGAAUUGGCUCUGGGAAAUCGAGCAAGCCUUUCGGGCUUGUGACUGUGACGAGGGGCAAAAAGUGAAGUUUGGCUCUCAAAUGCUGAGGGGUGCAGCACUUACCUGGUGGAACAUUGCCAUCUCGACCAUGAAGGCCACUGAUUUGACCAAGAUGAGUUGGACCACAUUCAAGGAAAAAGUAAUGGACGAGUAUUGCAAUGAGCAAGAGAUGGACCGUAUAGAAGAAGAGUUCCGAACUUUAAAAAAAGGAAAUCUGACGGUAAGAGACUACACACGACUCUUCAUGGAAAAGCUAAACUUGGUGGGACACGUGGCCCCAACGGAGAAAGAUAAGAUGAAAACCUACCUUAAAGGGCUACCUGCAGACAUGAUGGUAAUGGUUAGAAAUUCUAGAGCAUCCACCCUCAGGGAGGCAAUCGAAGAAGCCAAGGUCUUGGAAUCAGUUUAUGUUAAGAGAAAGGAAGAAAGAAUGUCGAAUGGUGAGAAGAGAAAGUUGGAAGGGCCCUACGCACCAUCCAAAAAGCCAAACCAUUUUGGCAACAGCAACCAUAUCAAUCAAGAGACAAGAUGGUGUCCCAAGUGCCGCAGCAAACAUCACGGCCUGUGUAGCACCAAUCCUACCCCCACCAAAUGCUUUAAGUGUGGGAAGCCCGGCCACACACGAAGCGAGUGUCCAAUUAAAGGACCCAUAUGUUUUGGAUGCGGGGAACCGGGCCAUUUCAAGAAUGAUUGCCAAAAGUUGAAAUCAGGUGGAAGCCAAGGAAGAAAAGAGGGCGCCCCGAAAGCAACAGGUCGAGCCUUUCAGAUGUCGAGAGAAGAAGCUAAGGCGUCGACGGAUGUAGUGUCGGGUACGUUCCUUGUUAACUCCGUACCUGAUCAUGUACUUUUUGAUUCGGGUGCUUCAUGUUCCUUUGUGUCCACUGCAUUCUAUCAACACUUAUAUACGCCACCUAGUACACUAGAAGAUACAUUAAUCAUAGAGAUAGCAAAUGGUAGUCAAGUUUUGGUGCGCGAAAUUGUUAGAGGUUGUGUUUUGGGGAUUGAAGGAAAGGAAUUUUGGGUGGACCUCAUACCCAUGACUAUAGGCGGAUUCGAUAUCAUAAUCGGGAUGGAUUGGCUAGUUGAGAACCAAACAGAAAUCUUAUGCUCUAAAAAGCUGAUCCGAAUCCCUUUGCCGAGCGGGGACACAAUGCUAACUUAUGGAGAAGAAAGGAAAGGGAAUGUAGUACUCUUAUCCAUGGCAAAGACACGUAAGUGCCUAGUUAAAGGAUGUUCCUCAUUCAUUGCGUAUGUGUUAGACACCAAGCUAGAGAUAAGGAAAAUUGAAGACGUGAAGAUAGUCAAUGAAUUUCUUGAUGUGUUCCCUGAAGACCUACCCGGAUUACUGCCUGAUAGACAAGUGGAGUUCCGGAUCGACCUCAUCCCGGAACCGCUCUAA
Molecule: messenger RNA, 1746 nt
Organism: Cynara cardunculus var. scolymus (artichoke)
Lineage: Eukaryota; Viridiplantae; Streptophyta; Magnoliopsida; Asterales; Asteraceae
Exons: 1
Coding region: 1-1746 (581 amino acids)
Biological process (GO): proteolysis
Molecular function (GO): aspartic-type endopeptidase activity; zinc ion binding; nucleic acid binding
Source: RefSeq, a predicted model, not a curated record